GCAAGCCGAGUGGGCUCACGCCGUGCCAGUGGCGCUUGUGCCGUGUCGAGCCGUGCGGAGCCGAACCGAGCGGAGCGGAGAGUAGCGCGUCCUGCAGGACCGGGGCCCAGCGGGGCCGGGCCCGCGGCAGAUUUCAGAGGGUAUUUGUGUCGCAUGGUGACCAGUUACAGUAAAGACCUAUACUUACCUGUGCUAAGAGCCUCCUGUCCUUAGAUCAUCCGAGUUCCCAUUUGCUGGGUCUUACAAUAUCCUUAUCCCUAUUACUUGGCAUUUUCCCGUCAGCAAGAGGAUACUUCAGCUGCUGCCCCCAUGAUGUGUGAAGCAGGGCUGAUCGCACCGGAGCCCUCUGGCCCCAUGCAGUGCUGUGGUGAGUCGUCUGACACCUACUACCAUGUGGACCGCUGGCAGAGGCUGCGCACGGCUGUUAGGAAGCUGGAGUUCUGGGAAAACUUCAACGCUGAGCUGAUAGGCAGUGGCUUCUUCUCCAAGGUCUACAAGGUGACCCAGGCUGCUGCUUCUAAAGUGAUGGUGGUGAAGAUCUACAAGAAUGAUGUGGAUCAAGAGGUGAUUGUACGUGAGAUAAGCCUGCUACAGAAGCUGUCCCACCCCAACAUCGUCAGGUACCUUGGGAUAUGCGUGAAGGAUGAAAAGCUGUACCCAAUUCUGGAGUAUGUAAAUGGGGGUUGCCUGGAGGAGCUCCUGGCCUGCAAAGACAUUGAUUUGACAUGGAAGGAAAAAGUGGACUUAGCUUCUGACAUCACCAGGGGCAUGAUCUACCUGCACUCCAAGAACAUCUACCACCGAGAUCUCAACUCCAAGAAUUGUCUCAUUCGAGUGACGCCGCGGGGCCAUGAGGCACUGGUGACUGACUUUGGGCUGGCCAGGGAGGUGGUGGAGCUGCCUGUGAAGGAUCCGGAGAGGAAACUUUCUCUGGUGGGCUCCGCUUUCUGGAUGGCUCCCGAGAUGCUGCGGGGAGAGCCCUAUGACCGGAAGGUGGAUGUGUUUUCCUUUGGCAUUGUCCUCUGUGAAAUCCUGGGCAGGAUCCCAGCUGACCCUGAAGUGCUUCCCAGGACUCAGGAUUACGGCUUGGAUGUUGCUGCCUUCCAGGGGAUGAUCAGUGAAUGUCCCAAGCAGGUGGUGGACCUUGCUGCUAGGUGCUGUUUGGUGGAAGCAUUUAAGAGACCAUCAUUCUCUGAAAUCCUGGAUGAGUUGGAGGAUGUCAUGGAGAGCCUGGAACCUAGGAGGGACAAUCUGUUUUUGGGCUGAGCUGCACACUUCCUGUGAGGCUUGGCAGAGAAUUGCCCAAACAGUAAAUUA
This is a messenger RNA of Melopsittacus undulatus (budgerigar), 1317 nucleotides long. RefSeq names its product dual specificity testis-specific protein kinase 2-like. Lineage: Eukaryota; Metazoa; Chordata; Aves; Psittaciformes; Psittaculidae. Gene Ontology annotation, molecular function: protein serine/threonine kinase activity; ATP binding. The transcript is spliced from 10 exons. Gene Ontology annotation, cellular component: cytoplasm; nucleus. Gene Ontology annotation, biological process: protein phosphorylation; actin cytoskeleton organization. The record is from RefSeq and is a predicted model, not a curated record. The coding region runs from base 310 to 1266 and encodes 318 amino acids.